AGAGCGGCACGGCGCUAGGACUGAAUGAGAGCGCCGUCGUUGCUAAGGGAAGCAUCUGCUCCGGAAACCCGGAAGUGCUUUGCCUGGUGAUGUUCUGAUGCUUUCUUCGGGCUAAGCGAAGAGUUAAAGGAGCAUGAUGGCGGCGUCAAGGCCCCCCGCGGGUGCAAAAACGAAGGCUUCAGAUGAGAGUGAUGCACCUCCUGCCAAGAAGGCCCCUAUUUUUUAUGGAAGCCUGGAAGAGAAGGAACGAGAACGACUCUCUAAGGGGGAGUCAGGGAUGCUGGGCAAGGAUGGGGUUAAAGCUGCAAUUGAGGCUGGCAAUAUCAACAUCACCACUGGUGAAGUCUUUGACCUGGAAGAUCAUAUCAGUGAGCGCCAGGCAGAAGUGCUGGCUGAGUUUGAACGCAGAAAACGAGCCAGACAAAUCAACGUUUCCACGGAUGACUCUGAAGUCAAGGCAUGCCUACGAGCUCUGGGGGAGCCCAUCACACUUUUUGGUGAAGGACCUGCAGAGAGGAGGGAAAGGUUACGUAAUAUUCUCUCAGUGGUUGGCACAGAUGCCUUGAAGAAGACCAAGAAAGAUGAUGAAAAAUCUAAGAAAUCAAAAGAAGAGUAUCAACAAACCUGGUACCAUGAAGGACCAAACACCUUGAAAACUGCCAGACUGUGGAUUGCCAACUACUCCCUGCCUCGGGCCAUGAAGCGGUUGGAAGAGGCUCGGUUGCUGAAAGACAUCCCUGAAGCCACAAGGACAUCUCAGAAGCAGGAGCUGCACAAAUCUUUGAGGUCAUUGAAUAAUUUUUGCAGUCAAAUUGGGGAUGACCGUCCAAUCUCAUAUUGUCACUUCAGCCCUAACUCUAAACUCCUGGCUACAGCCUGCUGGAGUGGACUUUGCAAGCUGUGGUCUGUGCCUGACUGCAGUCUCGUCCAUACGUUGCGAGGGCAUAACACCAAUGUUGGGGCAAUUGUCUUCCACCCCAAGGCGACCAUCUCCCUGGACAAGAAGGACGUGAACCUGGCCUCAUGUGCAGCUGAUGGCUCUGUCAAGCUCUGGAGCCUGGAGAGUGAUGAGCCAGUGGCUGACAUUGAAGGGCACACAAUGAGAGUGGCACGGGUGGCAUGGCACCCCUCUGGUCGGUUCCUGGGCACCACUUGCUAUGACCACUCAUGGCGUUUGUGGGACCUGGAGGCCCAGGAAGAAAUUCUGCACCAAGAGGGACACAGCAAAGGGGUCUACGAUAUUGCGUUCCAUGUUGAUGGCUCCCUCUCUGGCACUGGUGGCCUGGAUGCCUUCGGCCGGGUGUGGGACCUUCGUACAGGGCGCUGCAUCAUGUUCUUGGAGGGUCAUCUCAAAGAGAUUUAUGGGAUCAACUUUUCACCAAAUGGGUAUCACAUUGCCACUGGCAGCGGUGACAACACCUGUAAAGUGUGGGAUCUGCGCCAGAGGAGAUGCAUCUACACUAUCCCUGCUCAUGAGAACCUAGUGACUGGAGUGAAGUUUGAACCUAAUCAUGGCAACUUUCUACUCACCGGUGCCUACGACAACACAGUGAAGGUCUGGACUCACCCAGGCUGGUCCCCUCUGAAAACUCUGGCAGGGCACGAGGGCAAAGUGAUGGGCUUGGAUAUCUCCCUAGAUGGACAAUUGAUUGCAACGUGCUCUUACGACAGGACCUUUAAGCUAUGGAUGGCGGAAUAGGCAGUUCCCUUGAUCAGAACUGGCCCUUCCCAGCUUCUGCACCAAAGGAAUACACCUGAUGUGACAACUUGAGCUCUACUGGUGGAAGUACCUGGCUUGCAGCAGGAUCAGGGGCCACAGGUGAUCCUCCACAUACCCUGAUCACCCUAGACUGAGUUUAUUUUUGUACUGUCCCUUUCCUCCUUCCCUUGCCAACAGAUGUGGGGUGUGCACAUGACUUUGACCAACUGCAGCGAGAAUACCCUUCUUGCUAGUCUGGCAUUUGGAUGGCCAGACUGCUCCUUGCCACCUUUGGAAAAACACCCUGUGCCAGCAGAGGUUUGCCUCCUGGGUGGUUGUAGUAGGACCCCAUGCCACGUUAAAUAGAGGCUUUUUGAGAUAUUAAAGCAACAUCAUUGCUGAAAUUGCAAA
Messenger RNA from Heteronotia binoei (common prickly gecko), 2110 nucleotides. RefSeq names its product pre-mRNA processing factor 4 (gene PRPF4). Gene Ontology annotation, cellular component: U4/U6 x U5 tri-snRNP complex. The record is from RefSeq and is a predicted model, not a curated record. Lineage: Eukaryota; Metazoa; Chordata; Lepidosauria; Squamata; Gekkonidae. Gene Ontology annotation, molecular function: protein binding; U6 snRNA binding; U4 snRNA binding. Gene Ontology annotation, biological process: mRNA splicing, via spliceosome. The transcript is spliced from 14 exons. Bases 134 to 1699 code for a protein of 521 amino acids.